CUGCGCGCGGUUGGGGGGCGCGGCGGCCUCUUCACACGCGAGCCUGAUGCACGCGAUGCCGCAUGUGGCCGGUGGUUACGUGAGCGUGCUGUAAACGCAUCCAGUUCUCAUUUUCAUCCUUUCAGUUGUCUUUUUGUCAUUGUUUGUCCUCUUCGUCAUGUCGUCUGAGGAAGACUCGACGCUGCUUUUCCUCGUCUUUCAACACCUGAAGACGAAAGGCUUGUUUGGCGCCGCCGACCUGCUGGAGAAACAUGUCGUCAAGGUGGAGGCACCACAAGCAAGCGUUAACCUACAAGACAUCUACAGAGCGUGGAUGAAGCUGUGCUUUAUUUCCCAGCAUGCCGAGCAGCUAGCUGAGGAUAAAUCAUUCAAAAUUAAACCUCAGGGGAGCCCUGAUGAGACCCUCUCAGAAGAAUACAACAUGGAUAACAAAGCUUCUUUAGCCUCUGAGCAGACGAUUGAAACCAACGGAAACGCUCACGAUGACUCUCCUGAUGAUGACAAAGAAGAGGAAGAAGGAGACAAGGACAAUAAGCAGCCACGAGUCAUCAUGGUGGUCAAAGGUGAAACCCCUGAGCCAGAGGACACGCAUGCCAUCUCCCUCUUGCUGCCACAAGACAUCACAGACUCCUCAGAGGUCAAAGGUGAAACCCCUGAGCCAGAGGACACGCAUGCCAUCUCCCUCUUGCUGCCACAAGACAUCACAGACUCCUCAGAGGUCAAAGGUGAACCCCCUGAGCCGGAGGAGGCAGAUGUCUCUCAAACAAAGGCAAUGCCCACCUCAGAUGACAGCACUGAGCUGAUGAAUGGGAAAGCUGCAGAAUUGAAACCUGAAGAAAACCAACAAAUCGUACUGCAGGCCACGGCCACCUGCGCUCAGGACACCAAUGACCAGCCAACACAGACCCAAGCCCCAUCUCCUGCAGGAGAGCAGCAAGACCCCAAGGAGCCAUCAGCAAAAAAGAAAAGCAAGAAGAGAAAGAAGCACGAUGAAGAAAAAUCCUCUGAAAGUGACGUCAAAAAGAAGGAAGAGGAAGACAUUCAGGAGGAAAAAGUGGACGAUGGGGUCUGUCCACUAGAGGAGGAAAAAGAGGAGACGAAGGAAAAGAAGAAGAAGAGGGGGAAGAAGAAGACAGGUGAGAGGAGCCAGGAAGUGCAGUGUGAUGCAGGGCCAGCAGGAGGCGGCACAGAGACGCCAAAGAAAGAGGAAACGGCAGGAGAGCAGCAAGACCUCGAGGAGCCAUCAGCAAAAAAGAAAACCAAGAAGAGAAAGAAGCACGAUGAAGAAAAAUCCUCUGAAAGUGACGUCAAAAAGAAGAAAGAGGAAGACAUUCAGGAGGAAAAAGUGGACGAUGGGGUCUGUCCACUAGAGGAAGAAAAAGAGGAGACGAAGGAAAAGAAGAAGAGGGGGAAGAAGAAGACAGGUGAGAGGAGCCAGGAAGUGCAGUGUGAUGCAGGGCCAGCAGGAGGCGGCACAGAGACGCCAAAGAAAGAGGAAACAGCAGGAGAGCAACAAGACCUCGAGGAGCCAUCAGCAAAAAAGAAAGGCAAGAAGAGGAAGAAGCACGAUAAAGAAAAAUCCUCUGAAGGUGAAGUCAAAAAGAAGAGAGUGGAAGACAUUCAGGAGGAAAAAGUGGAUGAUGGCGUGUGUCCACUGGAGGAGAAACAAAAAGAGACAAAGGGAAAGAAGAAGAAGAAGACUAAGAAGAUGACAGGUGAGAGGAGUCAGGAAGUGCAGUGUGAUGCAGGGCCAGCAGGAGGCGGCACAGAGACGCCAAAGAAAGAGGAAACAGCAGGUUGUGCCGCUACUCAAUGCUCCUCCAGAAAGAACACACGAUGUCGCAAGAAACUAAGUCUCAAGAAGAGGUUGAACAUGAAAAGGAAGAAACUUCAGUUUGGCAAAAACAAGCAAGGCGUUACAAAAAACACGCCUCAUCCAUCAAAAGCUUUGAAGUCAGAGGAAGAAGCACCAAAGAGCAAGAAGAAGUCAACAAUAGAUGUCAAUAGUAAGAAAGACAAAAAAAAGAAGAGAGCAGCCAAUGUAGAGGAGAAGGAAGAUGAUGUUGGACAUUCGUCUCAGCUGUCAGAGAAGAAGAAGAAGAAGAAGAAGAAGAAAAAAGCUGCUGAAUAUGUUGAUACUCCUGUUCAUAGCAAGACAUCAGCCAAGAAAAUAAAGAAGAAACUGAAGUACCAAAAGGAGGACAACUGACUUACUGUUGCUUCAUUCCAGUGACGGUGGUGAUGAUCUUUGAGGACGACCAUGUUGGACCUUCCAGACACGACCAACUGUUGUAAAACUGUGACUAAAAGUACUCCACUGCUAACUUCAAGUAUGUGAAUGUUUAUCUCUGUGAGGAUAACGUUAGAUUAGCUGUAAAUGUCAUGCUUUCUGUUCACACUUGUGUAGUUUGACACAUUUCAUGUUUUCAAGAAAUAAACUCACUUCGCUGCUUUGAUCAAA
Molecule: messenger RNA, 2461 nt
Organism: Nerophis ophidion (straightnose pipefish)
Lineage: Eukaryota; Metazoa; Chordata; Actinopteri; Syngnathiformes; Syngnathidae
Product: glutamic acid-rich protein-like
Exons: 12
Coding region: 158-2209 (683 amino acids)
Source: RefSeq, a predicted model, not a curated record